GGUCAGAUCAAUUUUUGAAUUCGGGUGGCUUAAAUCGGACCGCAGGCGGCUGGGAUCGCUGCGUUUAUUAUUGUUUUCAAUUUCGCUGGCGCGUCGGCUUGGCCCUUUUACUGUUGUUUCUCCGCCGUGUAUAACGCAGUUUGUUGUGCUACUAUUUUAUCAGUUUUUUAAUGCCCAAAGCGAGUGUUGUUUUUGUUCAAGUGUCUUAUCCCCUUAUCCUAAGAAACGCAUUCCUGCACACGAAGAAAAAGAUGCGUGUGCGUGUGUAUUAGUGCAGUCUCUCCGCGCAGCCAAGGCAAACGUGUGUGCGUGUGUGUGUGCUGCAACUGAAAGCCAAAAUUAAACAAACAAAAGAGUAGCACCAAAAAAAAGCAAGAAAAACUUAACCGAGCGACAAUGUGAUGCAGAAGGCGAUAAAGUAAGAGCAGAGAAAGAGAAAAAACGCGGAAAUGCAGUUGAGCGCAUAAUUUUUAUAAGCCAAGCGACAAACGCACACACUCGCAGAAGCCAAGAGGGAGAGAGGAAAUAAAUAAAAUUAAAGAAUUAAGAAAAGAAGCAUCGGCGCAAAAGAGAAAGAAGCAGCAGCAGCAGCAGCGUCAACAAACACAAACACAAACGUACAGAAUAUACCUGCGUGCGCUCUCUCCCGUGCAAAUGUGUGUGUGUGCCAUGUUCUCCAAGCUACACUGAGCGAAAGAACCAAAAAUGUUGCAGGCAGCCAGCAGCACAGCAGCAACAACACAUACAGCAGACACACCAAAGCACACCGAGCACAGCGAGCAGCCGAUAGUGGCGACGCCGGAGGAGAAGUCCCAACGCCGACGCUCCACAUUCUAUGUACCCCUGGUGAUAGAGGACGAAGAGGACCAGAAGAAGCAGGAGGCCCAGGACGCAGAUCGCAGGGCCGACCCGGUGCCAAAGUCCUCGAGCAACAGCAGCCUCAGCAGCGCCAGCAACUCCCUGACCCACUCCGACACCAAGUCGGCCAAGGGCUACAGUCUCCGCAAGUCCAGCUCGGUGAAGAGCGGCGUGGCCAAGGUUAGUGCCCUCUUCGAGCGCAAGACCCCGUCGAAGAUGUCCCCGCCCUGCGGCUUCAACUGGAGCAUCAGUGGCAGCGAGAACGCGGCCCAGUACUCCGACUCCGACGAGGACGAGGAGAACUCCUCGGAGGCGCGUCACCGGGAGCAGCUGCUCAAGUCGCUGCCCACCAACGCGGGGAACACCGCCUCCCCGUCGAAGCUGAAGCGCUACGGCAUAGUCCUGAACGUGAUCAGCCUGAACGGCAGCGACAACGAGCAGUCCUCCAUGGGCGGUGUGGGCAUGCCGCCCGGUCUGCUCUCCGCCAACAACCCCAUGCCGAACACGGCGCCCCGCAGCCACUUCAAUGAGGAGAACGACAUAGUCCUGGCCACGCCCCCGCCGCCCAAGCAGCAGGCGCUAUCGACGUCAGCGGCUGGCAUCGGCGUCCCGGAAUCCCAGAACGACUACGACGAUGACUCAGAGAUCAGUCGCAUGCAGACGAACACCUCGACGCCCAUCAAGCUGAUGAAAUCGCGAUCGCGCACCAAUAUACUGGCCGUACCGCUGCCCUCGGUGGAGCGCGGUUUGGCCACAAGUGCGACGUCAAACAGCGCUAAUAACAGCACCUCUACGACGACCACGACCACGCUGACGACGACGACGACGACGCUGAUUACGCUCCGUGCCAAAUCGAAGACCCUGCCGCAGAACCUAUCGCCCUCAGUUGUUCUGCGCGAGGCAGCCGCCCUGGAUGAGCUGGAGAAGAAGCGGGAAAAGCAGCAGGAGAAGCAGGACAAGCUGCAGGAGAAACAGCGCCAGCUGUUCGGCGGCAGCACGGUCAGUCAGCUAGCGGGAUCGGGCGCGGGUGCGGGUGCGGGAUCCUCGCCAUACAAGCUGCAGAACAGCUGCUCGGCCACGUCCAUACUGACGCACAGUUUUCCGCCCAAGAACCUCUUUUUGCUCAAGUCCACGCCCAAGCUGUCGACGGAAACGGCCGUCACGCCCCCGAGCACCUCGGCGAUCUGCUCGCCGCCCAAGAAAUCCCUGAGCUUCAUCCGCCGGGCCCACUCCACCAAGGUGGCCCGCAGCAAUUCCCUGCUGAAGCCGCACCAGACUGGCGGCAUAGGAUCGGGCAGUGGCACGGCGACGGGCCUGUCAUCCAUUAGCGCGUCGGGCGCCAUGCAGCAGGGCUCACUGUCCACCAGCUGUGCUGGGGACAGUGCCAGCAACAACGGCAGCUGGGGCAAGCACUUCUACCAGCCCUACGACGUCUGCCCCCUGAGCCUGGACGAGCUCAACUGCUACUUCCAGGCCGAUCAUUGCGAGGAACUGAUCUGCGAGCGCUUCAAGAUCAGGGAUCUGGCCAUGCACAUGGCCUCCGCGUCUGCAGCCGGAGCGGAUCUCUCGGUGGCCACGGAGAACGGGACGACGGCGGCGGCGGCGGCGGAGGACGAUGCGGGACAUCAUUCCGAUACUUCCUAUGAGAAGGCGUGCCGCCGCGGCUCAGCGCCCACCACGCCCAUCCUGGGCAGCAAACAGCACCAGACGGAGAGCAAUGCCACCUCGCGGUUCACCAACUUCUUUUCCAAAAAUCUUUUCCCCUUCGACAGAUCCAAUCCCCUGAAGCGCACCAAGUCGGUCACCAAGCUGGAGCGGACCAAGCGCGGAUCCGGCGGCCUGAGGGGCUCCCGCUCGCACGAGAGUCUGCUGUCCAGUCACGCCGUCAUGUCCACCAUAGAUCUCUCCUGCACCGGGGCGGUGGGCGUGGCGCCGGUGCACCAGUCAGUCCUGGGCCGGCGCCACUGCUUCCAGGUGCGCGGCGGGCCGCGUGGCGAGCGGUACUACUCGUGCGGAUCGCGCCAGGAGCGCGACCUUUGGAUCUACUCGCUGCGCAAGUCGAUCGCCCCGAACGCGGAGCACACCCGCCGCACGGACAACUCGCUGAAGAUGUGGGUCUACGAAGCGAAGAACCUGCCGCCCAAGAAGCGAUACUUCUGCGAGCUGCAGCUGGACAAGACCCUGUAUGGCCGGACGUCGGUGAAGCUGCAGACGGACCUGCUGUUCUGGGGGGAGCACUUCGACUUCCCCGACAUACCCGAGAUCAAUGUGAUCACCGUGAACGUGUUCCGCGAGGUGGACAAGAAGAAGAAGCGGGACAAGUACCAGUUCGUGGGCUCGGUGAAGAUACCCGUGCACGAGGUGACCUCCAGGGUGCCCUGCGAGCAGUGGUAUCCCAUACUGAGCGACAAGGCGGGCGACAGUCUGGGCAGGACCUCGGGCGGCGGCGGCAGUGGGUCCAAGGACAAGGAGCAGCUGCCCACGCUGAGGAUCAAGUGCCGCUUCCAGAGCACCGACAUCCUGCCCAUCAAUGUGUACGCCAACUUCCUGGCCUACCUCAAGGAGAACUACAAGCGGGUGUGCGAGACCCUGGAGCCGGUGAUCGGGGUGAAGGCCAAGGAGGACAUUGGCCAGGCCCUGGUGCUGCUGAUGCACGCGCAGGGGCUGGCGGGCGCCUUCCUCACCGACGUGGUGGCCCUCGAUCUGCUGCGCGUGGGCGACCAGAGGCUCACCUUCCGUGGCAACUCACUGGCCACCAAGAGCAUGGAGGCGUUCCUCAAGCUGACGGGCGAACAGUACCUGCAGGACACCCUGUCGGCGCCCAUCAACGAGCUGAUUCAGUCGGAGCGGGACUGCGAGGUGGAUCCGACCAAGGCGAGUGGCUCGUCGGCGGGUUCGCUGCAGCGACAGCAGGCAGCCCUGCGUGGCGCCGUGCGAGGGGCGUGGCAGUGCAUCUUCGAGUCGCACAAGCACUUCCCCGCCCAGCUGCGCAAUUGCUUCGCCACGUUCCGCGAGCGGCUGCAGCAGCUGGGCCGCCAGGACAUGGCCGACAACCUGAUCUCGGCGAGCAUUUUCCUGCGCUUCCUCUGCCCGGCCAUCCUGUCGCCGUCGUUGUUCAACAUCACCACCGAACUGCCCUCGGCUCGCGCUACCCGCAAUCUCACGCUGGUGGCCAAGACCCUGCAGACGCUGGCCAACUUCACCCGCUUCCAGGGCAAGGAGAACUUCAUGGAGUUCCUCAACGAUUUCCUCGAGCAGGAGGCCGCCCGCAUGCAGCAGUUUCUGGAGAUUAUAUCCACACGGCCGGAGCACCCGGCCCCGGACUCGAUACUCGAUUGGGCCGGCUACAUUGACCAGGGCAAGCAGCUGUCCAUCCUGCACAGCCUGCUCAGCGAGAGUCUGGCCAAACUGCCGGAGGCCAGGCAGCACGAGCUGGAUCCGCUGCAGCACAUUCUGGACGAGAUCAGCCGGGCCAAGGAGCAUGGCUUGGGGACGGCUCUGCCCGGCGGAUAUCUGCCGGCCACCUCCUCCACGCACUCUAUAGCCAGCGAGAAUCAGGAGAAUCGCAAUCCGGGCUCCUCGGGCUCCCAUGCGGGCUUCAAUUCGGAGCAGUUGCUGCCUCAACAGAGCCAGCUGGCCCAGCCACAACAUGCUAUUGUCAGCAAGCCCCUGUCGGCGGAGCGUGGCAUUAUAAGGGGUGUGCUCACACCGAAUUCCCUGGAGAAGAAUAUCUUCAGGUACAAUGAUCCCACGGUUAAUGGUGUGCUGCAACAGCAGCAGCAGCAGCAGCAGCAGCAACAACAACAACAACAACAGCUGCAACAGCAUGCCCACCAGCAACAGCCUCACCACCAGCAUCCCCUCCAGCUGCUCUCCAAUUCUCAAAGCUCCAUUGCUGGCAACCAAUAUAUGAGCUCGCCUGGAGGCCUGCAGCAUGCCCAAUCGCAGACCUCGAUGGCGUCCUCAUCGCUCAACGGCAGCAGCAGCAAUCUGAUGCAUGGCCACCAGCAGCAUGCCCACCACCCGCAGCAAAUGCAUCCACACCACUGCCCGCCGGCGCCGCAGACGAGUGCCUCCAGCACCAUGGAGCGCAUGGAUCGGAUGAACUAUCCGCCGUACAUGGCGCACAAUGGCAAUGACUACGAGGCCAGCACACCGUCGAGCACUCGCUCCAGGACACUGCCCCGCAAUGGAAAUGGAAAUCCCAAUGCCAAUGGCAACAUGAGCAGCAACAACAACCAGAGCGGCAGCUACGACGACAUGCACGGCGAGUUCCAGAUCCAGAUCUCCGGGCUCGAUACGAGCAGUGCUUUCGUCUGCAAGUCACCCACACCCAUGAUGAAAUCCGGUUUGGGUCCAGCUGGAGCGGGACGAGGCCACCACAAGCUGAAUCUGGGGAUACCCGAUCAUUCGGGUGGCUAUGGGCGCGGCGGCAACAACCUGAAUCCCAACUCGAAUAUGCCCAAGAACCUGGAGGAUCUCGACGAUCUGUUCAAGUACGCCGAGGAGCACGACGUGGCGGAGCCGGCAAACCAGCACCAUCACAGCCAGCAGAGUCAGCAGAACCAUCAGGGUGGUUCUCACCUCAAGCCCGCCGCCGUUCCCGGCAAGGAGCAGCUGUCGGCGAAGAGCAGUCACUGCAGCUCUGGCUACCAGAGCAUAUCCACGAAUCCCUCGCCCUCGCAGUCCUCCAGUCCCGUGGAGAGCCAGCUGAAGGCCGCGAUGGGCAGUCACAAUGCGCCGCUGGCCUUCAAGAAUCCCUCCUACCAGCUGCAGCCCCAAACUGGCUCGUCCAGGUCUUCGGCUCCAAGCAAUCCCCACCAGCAACAGCAGCAGCAGCAACAGCAGUUCGGAAGCCGCUUAAAGCCUUUAGGAGGUGGUCUGGUGGCUGCCCGGGCGGCCUUCCUCAACAGCGGUGGAGCCCUUGAGGCGGCGGCCACCUUGACCCCCAGUUCCUCGGAUGAACAGCUCUCGGCGGAUAACUACGCGGUAUAUAGUUAUGCAGCUGCGGCAGCGGCUGGAGCUGGCAUGUCCACCAAGCUGGAGGCUCAACGCUCGCUCAGCGGCGGCAGCAGCUCCUCCACCUCGGCAUCCGCGUCCACCUCGAAUCUGGGCAAGAGCGGUGGCUUCUCCGCCUAUGGGCGGCUGAACGGACCGCUCAAGCGGGAGGAUGUCUACGGCAGUGGCUACGGCGGCAGCAGUGGCAACGUGGGCUACGGCCUUUCCACUUCCACUGGCGCCGGACACCACCAGCAUCCCCACCAGCAGCAACAGCAACAGCACCAGCUGCAGCAACAGCACAGGGAACGGGAUCAGGAGCUGAAGCAGUAUGCGGGCAGUGUGGCGGGCAGCGUGGGAUCGGCCACGUCGGCGGCCCAGAGGCGGCUGAGUUUGGACUCGGCGCGCACGCUCUCCGACAGCAGCACGGAUACGGAGGGACACUGCAAUCAAUUGCAGGAGGGAAAGCGACGCAGGCAGUUGCGCAGCAGUGGCGGCAGCGGCGGCGGAGGAGGAGGAACGGGUUCGGAACAGGGAUUGGGCAAGAGCUACGACCAGAACGGGGAGAUCCAGCUGCUGCAGCAGACGCUGGACACGCUCUGCCACACGCUCGACCGGGACGAGGCGGAGCUGCGCGACUCCAGUGACGAGCUGUUUGGCCUGCAGCGGCCAGCGGGCAGCGCCGGCAGCAACGGGUCGAACAACCUCAGCCUGCAGUCGGAGUCCACCAUGCGCAGCAUCAUCGACAGUUUCUUUCAAUCCUCCUGCAGACUCAUCACCAUGGAGGAGGAGUUGCGCCGCGAGCAGCUGAAGAUGUCGCUGGCGCUGUCCCACAAGCAGCGGGUGAUCGAGGAGCAGGGCCAGCAGAUCGCGGCACUGGACGCGGCCAACAGCCGGCUGCUCAGCGCCCUGACCGCCCUGCGUCAGCGGUACGAGACCCAGCAGCAGCAACAGCAGCAGCACCAAGCACCACCAAAGACCCAGAAGCCACAGUGAGCGGAUGGGGGAAGAAGGGCGGAGAUAGGAGGAGGAUUAGGAGGAGUCCGGGACCGCGACCGCGACCCAAACUGACGGAGGCAUCUGUGUUCCACACACAGAAUGCAAGCACGUGGACACGUCGCGGUUCUGUCUUAAGGAUACCUUUUUGUUUAUUUUUUUAGCUAUUUUUUUUGUAUGCUACAUAAAUUAUACUACGUGUUUAAUAUAUAAUUACACAUAACACAUACAUUAUACAUAAUUUCUCAACAUAUGUUUAAAACCGCAAAAUGUGAAAUGCAAAACGCCGCUGCAAAAGCAGUAAGAUAAUCCCCAGAAGAUCGGAGCAUGGAAGUGAAGAAGAACAAGAACAAGUUAAGAUAAUGAAUAAAAUUAUAACCAAAGUUAGACAAAAACUCA
Messenger RNA from Drosophila biarmipes, 7251 nucleotides. RefSeq names its product ras GTPase-activating protein raskol (gene raskol). Gene Ontology annotation, biological process: regulation of GTPase activity. The transcript is spliced from 6 exons. Lineage: Eukaryota; Metazoa; Arthropoda; Insecta; Diptera; Drosophilidae. The coding region runs from base 706 to 6852 and encodes 2048 amino acids. The record is from RefSeq and is a predicted model, not a curated record.